Neoarius graeffei (lesser salmon catfish) is the source of this 2476-nucleotide messenger RNA. RefSeq names its product chromobox protein homolog 6-like. The record is from RefSeq and is a predicted model, not a curated record. NCBI's taxonomy places the organism in Eukaryota, Metazoa, Chordata, Actinopteri, Siluriformes, Ariidae. The transcript is spliced from 5 exons. Bases 125 to 1618 code for a protein of 497 amino acids.
GCUGUCGGCCCAUAGUUACUGGUCGAGCUGCGCGCGACUGUCUGCUGUUUCUGUUUUCCCUGAUCGUCGCGGGGCUGCUUUCCGUCUCCUCACCGGGCAAAGCGUCGUCUCUUGUCCCAGACUCAUGGAGCUUUCAGCGGCGGGGGACCGCGUGUUUGCCGCCGAGGCUAUCCUGAAGCGGCGCGUCCGUAAGGGACGCAUGGAGUACUUGGUGAAAUGGAAAGGCUGGGCUAUAAAAUACAGCACUUGGGAGCCGGAGGAGAACAUCCUCGAUGACCGCCUCGUAGCUGCUUUUGAACAAAAAGAAAGAGAACAAGAACUUUAUGGACCAAAAAAAAGAGGACCCAAGCCUAAAACGCUCCUUUUGAAGUCACGAGCACAGGCUGCUGAGAGCUCACCCAGAGUCCUCGAGUUUAAACCUAGUCGGCCCCAGCCGUCCUCCAAACCCCCGCCACCGCCUGCGCCUGCACCCUCAUACCAUCCCAGUGGCCCUUCGAAUGCGAAGCUGCAGUCAGGAGCUGCCCAGCCCAAACUGAAGAAAGACAUCCACCGAUGUCAUCGGAUGGCACGACGGCCUUUGCCGCGUCCUGACCCUUUAGCGCCACCAAUCGGUUCGUCCGGUCCCUUCUCGUCCCGUCCUACAGUCAGCCCUUUCUGCGAGACGGUCCGCAUCCUUAACCGGAAGGUCAAACCACGUGAGGUCAAGAAGGGACGGGUGAUCUUGAAUUUAAAAGUAAUGGACAAGUCUGGGCCAGUCAAUAACAAAAGGACUCAAAAUUCUAGCCAUCAGUCUCAUGUUGGGCGCCAGAAAGUUCCCUCUCGGAACAGAGUGAUCGGGAAGAGCAGGAGAUUUGGAGAAGUAUCUUUUAGAUGCCUGCAGCAACCCAUGAGCGGUGCUGGAUUUUCUGUUUUUAGAAAGCCAAUUGAGGCUUACCCGAUGGACCCUUCUGAGGAAAAACCGAAGGCUGAGCAAAGUGGUCACAAACCAACUACAAAUCCAUUGCCGUCUUCCUCACAAAGUUCAAAAAUCAAGACCUCAGCUGUUCCUGAAGAGCUUGUCGAGCCACCUCGAUCUGCUUCAAGCUCAGAGGUCUCAGACAGUGAACCUCAUCCCCCACCUUCACCACAAUUCCACCCCGGUCAAUUACCCCAGUCAGGUGAAGCCAACUCUCAACUUUCACAUGCUUCCAAAUCCGCACCUCAGCUAACAGACUUGAAAGCCAAAUUGACUCAGUCAGCCAUGCCUUCCUCCCCCAUGUUCUCUUCCUCCUCCUCUUCCUCAUCAUUAUCAUCCUCAUCUGAAGACACCGAGCACAUCCUGGAUCUCUCCGUGCCGCAUGGAACCGACAGGCGAGCCAGACAGCGGCAACACUUUCGUAGCCGCCGGCAGCCCAAAGUUCCUGAAGUUCCUAUAUCUGAAGAAGCCUCGGAGGAAGACCAGGAUCUGGAUUGGCAUCCGGAGAUGGCUGCACAGUGUGCCAACGUGGUCAUUACGGACAUUACAACCAACCUCCUUACUGUCACUAUUAAAGAGUUUUGCCAUCCUCCUGGACUGCCGGCAUUGGCCUCUUCUCCCUGCUGUGCCAAUAAUUUGUCUUCAAGAAAGGCAAACCCUUAACUGUGACAACCAAAAAAAGAACUCCAAUGCCACACAUACUGCCUUUAACAGUGUAGAUGUUUGGAAAUGAAUUUCACAUCACAAAUUCGAAGGAUAUGCAAAUCAGAAAUGUCCCAGCCCCGACAUGCACCCACUGUUUCUCCACUGAUGAACUGUGCUGCCUGGCCUUCAUUUGCAUAUUGAAACACGAUUGGCUCUUAUAUUUUAUGAUGUAAUAACACUUCUUUGGUUUUCAGACUGCUGCAGUAAUAAUUUUGCACUUUGACUAGUCGGUGCACUUAAAUUAAUUCACCCCAAAAGGAUUUGAUCACAAAAAGCCUAUUUGGAACGCGACGGUGAGUUUAAAGGGGACUAGCUUAGAGUAUUGUGCCGUAAUAUUGGCUUGUAGAAAUGAGAAAAAGAACGAUUGUUGUGGUUUCUGACUCCGACAAAUGCAGAAUCCAAUUUCGCACUGAUUGUGCUGUCUCAGUAAGCACAGCUGCUGAAUAUAAGCUACGUUUUGAAGCUGAAUAGAAGGAAUUAACCUGACUGGCUCUUCUCUCUAUUCCAGAUGAAGAUUAAUGUUGAUCCCUCAUUGAACAUCUGCGACAUCUUUAGCCUGAGGCAGACAAAUGCAUUUCUCAUGAUAUGCUCAUUGUGAUCUUUGUGGGGUUUUUUUUAUUUUCUUUUCUUGACCUUUGUUGUGUACACCGUGUGGGGAUAUGCACUCCGGUUAUUUGAAUAUUUUUGGCCAGCUGAAGAACCUGGUGUAAUGAUUAACUGGCCGAAAGCACCUAACACUUUUUUUUUUUUUAAUGAUGUUAUAUACUGUGUUGUAGUAGUAAUAAUAAUAAUAAUAAUAAUAAUGGGCUUAUCUCA